Molecule: messenger RNA, 4719 nt
Organism: Tarenaya hassleriana
Lineage: Eukaryota; Viridiplantae; Streptophyta; Magnoliopsida; Brassicales; Cleomaceae
Product: nicotinamidase 1
Exons: 5
Coding region: 553-4380 (1275 amino acids)
Biological process (GO): DNA integration; pyridine nucleotide salvage
Molecular function (GO): nicotinamidase activity; nucleic acid binding
Source: RefSeq, a predicted model, not a curated record
AAAUUAAUCUUUCAUUACUAAUUUUGUAUUAUAUUAUUUGCAGUAGGAGAAAUUUUGGUUACAUGUAUUCAACGCUCAUUUUCACAGUCUUCUUCUUCUUCUUCUUCUUCAUCAUCAUCAUCAUCUUCUGCAUAGUCGAAGUUGACGCGGACAAACCACAACACACGAGACAGAGACAGGAUUCGGCUCUAAACUUAGGCACUCUCUUUGAUUGGCUCUCUAAUUUUGCGUGUUUCAUUUGAAGUGUUCCGAUUCCGAGGGCCGUCCGAUGCGCAGCUGAGGCCGAAACCCAACGACCCAGAUCUAAUACCAGUUGGAUUUCUUCGGUCCCAUCUCUCGAAACUGCAAGUAGCCCUUAAAAGCCUUGAUUCUCUUCGUAUUUGCUCAGGAAUCUCCCCCUCUUUUUCUCUGGAUUUUCUUCUGGGUUUGGGAUCGAAAUGGUGCUCAAAGGAACGAUCAUGGAUCUCUUGAAGAAGGAGAUCCCUUUGGACGAGGAAUCUUUGUUUCUGGGUAGGGACUCUAACGUCGGUCUCGUCAUCGUCGACGUUAUUAAUGGCUUUUGUACCGUCGGCGCCGGCAAUCUGUGAGUCCGGUUCCGCUUCUCAGGGUUCGGCUUCUUCGAAUCCUGCUCCUUUGGUUUCCCGGGAUCCUUAUUCCGAUCCGUUAUUUCUUCACGCUGCGGAUUCUUCCAGCGUUUUCCUUGUCUCAGAGAAACUUCAUGGUGAGGCCAACUACGGUGUUUGGUCGCGCGCUGUUCGCAAGGCGCUCCUAGCCAAGAAUAAACUAGGGUUUAUUCUCGGCACCAUCCCGCAACCUGUUGAUGAUGAAGAGGACUCAGGAUCGUGGCUCCGCUGUAACGCCAUGGUCUGCACUUGGUUAAGUAACUCUGUUGACCCUGAUAUUCUCACUUUGAUUUCAUAUAUGGAAGAUGCGCAUGAGAUCUGGAUGCAUUUGCAGAACUGCUUUCUUCAGACUAAUGUUUCUAAGCUCUAUAGCAUUCAACAUCAAAUUGAUAGCCUCUAUCAGGGUUCCCUCAAUCUGAAUUCCUAUUUCACGAAACUGAAUGCCUUAUGGAAGGAGUUGAAGCAUUUUGAACCAUUACCAGUCUGUUCAUGUAAGGGCUGUACUUGUGGGGGGUGUAAAUGCCGAAUUUCUGAUCAGUGGUCAGCUCUGUUUGAAAGAAGGAGCGUUGUACGGUUUUUGAUGAGGUUGAACGACUCUUUUUCAGCUGCUCGUCGUCAGAUUUUAAUGUCUGAUCCUUUACCUGACCUUACCCGAGCCUAUAACCUCGUGGCUCAGGAAGAACAACAGAAGCUCAAUGUUUCGUGUCUUCCUGAUGCUGUUGCUUUCAGCACCACCACAAAUUCCUCCCGCUCUCCAUACUCAUUUCCUUCCUCAAACCCACCUCCUAAAUCACCUAGCCCAUAUCCAUCGACCUCCUCAAACAGACCUCGUCCUAUUUGCACUCAUUGUGGCAUGACUGGCCAUGUUGUUUCCCGCUGUUUUCGCCUCCAUGGCUACCCUCCUGGUCAUAAGUCUCAUCCAAACUGGAACUCUAGAUCAGGCCCUCCUAGACCCAAAUCACAGUCCCUUGAAAAGGCUCAGAAUCAGGUCAAUCUGGUUGAUGUUGGUUCUGCUUCUAAUGCUGCCCUUGCUGUGGCACAGUCGGUUGAUGGUAAUACAGGUCAAAAUACUUUGGCACAGGUACACUCACUCCUCUCUCAGUUGCUUUCUCAGCACAAAGGUCAGGGCUCUGUCUCCUUGGACUCAAAUUUUGCAGUACCUUCCCCACCAUCUCCAGGUAUUUCCCUUGUUACUUACCCCCUUUUAACCACUUCACCUUCAAAUAUUACCUUUCCCACAGCUGUUUGGAUAUUAGACACCGGCGCUAGUACACAUGUUUGCUGUAACCUGGGCUUAUUUUCUGAGGUGCAUGACAUUCCUGUUGUUUCUGUUUCUCUUCCAAAUGGGUCUUCUUUAAAAGUUACUCAAGCUGGAACUGUUCUUUUAUCUUCUUCAAUCACUUUGUCAUCUGUUUUGUUUAUUCCUACAUUUCACUACAAUCUUCUGAGUGUUAGUUGCUUAACCCAACAAACCUCUUGUUCUGUGCAUUUUUUUCGUGACUCUUUUAUCAUUCAGGACCUUACUCGGGGCUUGAUGAUUGGCAAGGGUAAACAACUUCAUAAUCUCUACAUCCUUGAGAUGCUGCACACAUCUUCUACGACAAUUUCUUUGCCUUCCAAAUUCUGCACUACUCUCUCAGCAACCACCUUUGAUCUUUGGCACCACCGUCUUGGACACCCCUCUGACAUCCGUGUUCAUUCUAUUGACAAGUCGUCUGAGCUCAAGUUCUCUACAUCCGAGACUAGUUCCAUCUCAUGUCCUGUCUGUCCCUUAGCUAAACAAAGGCGUUUGUCAUUUCCAGUUUCUUCUCAUGUCUCUAAGUUUCCUUUUGAAUUACUUCAUGUAGAUGUUUGGGGCCCUUGUUCUGAAAUUUCUACAGAUGGUCAUCGCUUCUUUCUUUCCAUAGUAGAUGACUACAGUCGUUGUACUUGGGUCUAUCUUCUGAAAUCAAAGAGUGAUGUUCUUCAGAAAUUUCCAGAGUUUGUUUCUUUUGUCGAAAAUCAAUUCAAUGCUUCAAUUAAGUGUGUCAGAUCUGAUAAUGCUCCUGAACUUGGUUUCAAGUCAUUGUUUGCCAAGAAAGGGAUCCUUCAUCAGUUUUCCUGUCCCUAUACACCUCAACAAAAUUCCAUUGUUGAAAGAAAGCAUCAACACAUUCUUAAUGUGGCUAGAGCUCUUCUUUUUCAGUCCAAUGUUCCUUUAGCCUUUUGGGGAGAUUGUAUUCUAACAUCUGUAUACCUCAUUAAUAGAACUCCUUCUCCCCUUCUACAAAACAAAACUCCUUUUGAGCUGCUCACUGGCUGCUCUCCUUCAUACUCACAUUUACGUGUCUUCGGGUGUCUAUGCUAUGUCUCAACUUUAACCAAGGACAGACACAAGUUCAACCCUCGAGCUAUGUCUGCUGUUUUCCUUGGUUAUCCACAUGGUGUCAAAGGAUAUAAGGUGUUGGAUCUUCAUUCUAAUGCUGUGCUUAUUUCUCGGAAUGUAGUCUUCCACGAGACAACAUUUCCUUUCAAGUCCUUUCCUCAAUCUCAGCCAGCAUUAGAUCCUUUUCCACAAUCUGUUUCCCCUUUCUUUUAUGAGUCUAUUUCUCCUCAAAACUUGUCAUCUUCAUCAGCUCUUUCCCCUGUUUCACAGGAAUUUCCCACAGAUCCUAUAUCCAGCUUAGGAUCCUCUGAAACAGAUUCUUCUGGGUUUGUCACUAGCUCCUCAGCCCAUGUUACUCGCCCACAGCGCCAAAGCAAAACCCCUGCAUAUCUUUCAGAUUAUCAUUGUUACCUUAUAUCUCACAACAGUACUCCACAUCCUAAUCCUGUCACCCCUUACCCUCUUUCAGCUUGUUUAACCUAUGAUCUUUUAUCACCUUCAUAUCGAACCUUUGCCCUCAAUAUUACCACUGCACCCGAACCUCAGUCCUAUACCCAAGCUGCAAAAUUUGAAUCCUGGAGACAGGCCAUGAAACUUGAGCUAGAAGCACUGAUUAGGACGAACACUUGGUCCAUUUGUACUCUACCUGAUGGCAAGAAUGCAGUUGGUUGCAAAUGGGUCUUCAAGACCAAAUACAAUGCUGAUGGUUCUAUUGAGAGACAUAAGGCUAGAUUAGUGGCUAAGGGUUACACUCAAUUAGAGGGUGUGGACUUUUCUGAAACUUUCAGUCCUGUGGCCAAAAUGACCACUGUCCGAGUAUUGUUAGCCUUAGCUGCCAAGUAUAACUGGCUGAUCAACCAAAUGGACGUGAGUAAUGCAUUUUUAAAUGGUGACCUUGACGAGGAAAUAUAUAUGAAACUUCCUCCAGGCUACUCGGACCUUCAGGGGGAGAAGGUCUCUUCCUCUUCUGUUUGUAAGCUUCAACGUUCUCUAUAUGGCUUAAAACAAGCCUCGAGACAAUGGAAUCAAAAGUUGUCUCAAGUUCUUCUUGCUGCUGGUUUUCUGCAAGUUCAGUCAGACAAUUCCUUAUUUCUCAAACGCAAUGGUUCUCAACUUGUGGCUGUUCUUGUGUACGUUGAUGACUUGUUGAUCACAGGGAAUGAUGCUGCUAUGAUUUCGGAUCUGAAGGAUACAUUACACUCGAGUUUUGAGAUUAAAGACUUGGGACCCUUGCAUUACUUCCUUGGUCUCGAAGUUGCCCGUUCCAAGCAAGGCCCCGACACAACACAACGAGCAGAUAUCUGUAAUGGUGAAGGAAUCUGCAAGACUUGCCGGAGAGUUCUGCUCUCGGAAAUGGCCCAUCUUCGCGUUUAUGGACAGCCAUCAUCCUGAUAUUCCCGAGCCCCCUUACCCUCCUCACUGCAUCAUAGGAACUGACGAAUCAAGACUGGUUCCUGCUCUGCAGUGGCUUGAGAGUGAGCCUUGUGCCACGCUUAGGCCAAAGGAUUGCAUAAACGGAUUCGUAGGUUCGAUUGAGAAGGAUGGAUCCAAUGUGUUUGUGGACUGGGUGAAGGAAAAACAGAUCAAAAUCAUACUGGUUGUAGGUAUAUGCACAGACAUAUGUGUGUUCGACUUUGUGGCUUCUACACUCUCUGCCCGAAACCACGGUCUUCUUCCUCCUCUUGAAGAGGUGGUAGUGUACUCUUCCGGCUGUGCAACUUUCGAUCUCCC